Molecule: messenger RNA, 457 nt
Organism: Euleptes europaea (tarantolino)
Lineage: Eukaryota; Metazoa; Chordata; Lepidosauria; Squamata; Sphaerodactylidae
Product: D-dopachrome decarboxylase-like
Exons: 3
Coding region: 9-365 (118 amino acids)
Molecular function (GO): phenylpyruvate tautomerase activity
Source: RefSeq, a predicted model, not a curated record
GAGCAACGAUGCCCUUGGUGGAGCUGCAGACUAACCUGCCGGCCGCUCGGCUGCCCGGCGACCUGCUGGCCAAACUGUGCGCAGAGGCCGCCUCCAUCCUGAGCAAGCCGGUGGAGAGGGUGAAUGUUGUGGUAAAGAGUGACCUGCCCAUGGUGAUCAGUAGCUCCCAGGAGCCUUGUGCUAUGCUGGUUGUGUCUUCCUUGGAAGUGGUGGGAUCUGCGGAGCAGAACAAGGAGCACAGUGCAAAGUUUUUUGAGUUUCUCACCAAGGAACUGAGGCUUGGCACUGACAGGAUCGUCAUUCUGUUUCAUCCUCUGGAACGCUGGCAGAUCGGCAAGAAUGGGACUGUCAUGACUUUCCUGUGAAGUGUCCAAAAGUCCACCAAAUCAUCUUUCUGGCCAACUCCACCGUAGAGGGCUCUGCAGGACCCCUGGGGGUUACAUCUUCUUUUCUUUGA